UGAUCAACAGUCUUUGCAAAAUGUGUUGCCAUUAGAGGACGAGGGAAUUCUGGGUUAUAAUUUUCAAUAUGGCGGACAAAUUGACUUACUAUGAAAUACUUGGAGUUGGCAAAGAAAGCAGCUUAAAAGAGAUUGCUAAAGCUUAUAGGAAAAAGGCGCUGAAAUGUCAUCCUGAUAAGAAUCCUGAUAACCCACGAGCCCUUGAAUUAUUUCAUGAGCUCUCAAAGGCAUUAGAGGUACUCAGUGAUCCAAAAGCAAAAGCUGCUUACGAUGCUGUACUGAAGGCUAAGGAACUAGCAAGGUUACGAACACAGGCUUUGGAUGCAAAGAGAAAAAAAUUUAAACAAGAUCUUGAAGCAAGGGAGGAUGCAGCUAAAACAGAAAAGGAAAAUGAUGAAAUGGCUGCUAAGAAUUUAGAAGCUGAAAUUAAGAGGUUGAGAGAGGAAGGAUCCAAGCUUCUAAAGGAACAACAAGAACUUCUCAGAGAUCAGUUAAAGAAGGAAGUUGAAUCUGAUCAGUAUAAUACAACCUACCAAAAUGUCACUCCAAAAUUGAAGGUGAGGUGGAAAAGCAAGAAAUCUGAUUUAACAAAUGGUGGAUAUACACAAGAAAUGAUCAGGUCACUAUUAGAAAAGUAUGGCGAAGUGAGUUAUGUGAUUGUAUCUUCCAAGAAGAAGGGAAGUGCUGUGGCAGAGUUCACAUCAAUGGCUAGUGCUAAACUUGCAGUAGAGAAUGAGCUUGGUAUUCCAGAUAACCCUCUAAAAAUCUCCUGGUUGGAUGGAGAACCAUGUUCAAAUAAUGCAAAGGCAGAAACUGACCCAGGGAUUUCAAAGUUAACAAGAGAUUUUGGUGAAGCUUCAGAUAAAUAGAAGGUUCCCGAGACAUAUUACCCCUCAGACAGCAACAUAUCUUCCAGAGAUUAUGAAAGUGUGGUGUUGAUGAAACUUCGCCAGUUUGAGGAAAGGAAACGAUUGAUCAGAGAAAUGGAAGUGGAAGAAAAUCAGUGACAACCAAGUCAAGCGUCUAUCCGCAAUUUAAGACAGGGUAUCCCUUGCAGAAACUUUCUUGAAAGCCAGUUCCUGUUUCUCUUUAAAUAGCUGGAUAAACCAAAGGCCACGAGGUUGUGCCUUUUGUGGCACAGUAAUCUGCCGCAUUGCUAGGUUACAUGUUAAACAAAAUUUAACGGAGAACAUUAGACAGCAAUUAAGAACAUCUUCUCAUUAUUCUUGAGUCACAUUUAAUUUACAAAUCAUCUGCAUUGAGAGUGGUUGGAAUCAAACUGCUUGAAAUAUGGUGCUUUGUGAAAAGGUAUAAAUUAAAGUAGUCAAAAUAAAGAAAAUAUGUAAUUUUGAGGACCACAUGAAUUUUUACAUAUGAACAAUUGAUUGAGUGCAUCUAUGUUAUCCUUUUUCCAGUGGGUGCAUGGCUGCAAUGGAAAAAAGUAUACAUUUCCUCCUUAAGUUGUGUAACAGAGGAACCAACAUUAAAUAACAGUAUUCCUCCUUAAAAAGUUCUUUGAGAAGGUUGACAGUAUCAAAUAGACUUUUAAUUGAAUAGAGAAUCAUUUGACUUUAGUCAAGUUCUUAUCAUGAAACUGAACCUCUAAUGAUAAUCUCUGUGUUUCAUGGUUUCAUGGGACUGCACAAGUUACAUUAAAAAAUAAUUCAAAUCUGC
This is a messenger RNA of Stylophora pistillata, 1674 nucleotides long. Its product is annotated as dnaJ homolog subfamily C member 17. Gene Ontology annotation, molecular function: RNA binding. The record is from RefSeq and is a predicted model, not a curated record. Lineage: Eukaryota; Metazoa; Cnidaria; Anthozoa; Scleractinia; Pocilloporidae. Gene Ontology annotation, biological process: spliceosomal complex disassembly. Gene Ontology annotation, cellular component: spliceosomal complex.